Molecule: messenger RNA, 831 nt
Organism: Prunus armeniaca (apricot)
Lineage: Eukaryota; Viridiplantae; Streptophyta; Magnoliopsida; Rosales; Rosaceae
Source: the annotation of a GenBank genome assembly
AUGUUGGAUAGCUCUUUAUCUUGGUCGGCCUCUGCUAUGGACGACCUGAUUGGUACGGAGAGCGGCGUCCCAAUCAUGCUAACCGAGGAACAAGAGAAAUUAGGAUUUUUGAAAAAUACAGUAGAAUUUAGCAUGAGUCGUAGGAAUGAAGCUAAGAGCACCCGGAGUACUACUACUCAGAGGAGUGAAAAGAUCAAGAGAGAAUAUCCACCACCAAUACCAUUGCUUGCACAGACUGGGAACUUGCAAGGUCGUAUGCCCUGGAUUUUGACCAAGCAUUAUGAUCACUCUAAUGGAAGGCUUGUCCUUAAAGGAGAGAGAGUGAAGCACCAUGAGUACUUCGAAGCCCACCGGGAGGACGGUCGCCUUAUUUUGAACCUUGUACCUCUGGACAAUGCCCUAGCAUGUUUUGACAGUGCCCUAACAUGUUGUGAUGAAGAAAAUGAAGAAGAGCUUGAAAUGGACGAAGACCUCCAAACCGUCGAUGAAGAAAACGGAGAUGAUGAGGAGGAUGUUGGCGAGGCUGAGGAGGAUGACGAUGAUGAAUGUGAUCGGAACAAGGUGAAUGAGACUCACCAGGAUGUGGAGAAGAAAGCAAUGGAUGUGAUAUCGGGUAAUAAUUCGGUGCCUCAAUCACAUUUGAAGAUGAGUAUAUUUGAAAGGUAUCGAAUUCGAAGUCUACCCAAUUUGAAAAACGCAGGUGAGAACAAUAUGGUGGAGUUUGGUUCAACUUCAUUUUAUGAUGUUGCUCAAAAUAUCCAUGAGCACCCGCAGAGCUGCUUAGGCCACCCUGCUUCAGCUCCUCUUCGUCCAAUGACUCCUGUCAUGUAA